This is a messenger RNA of Hipposideros armiger (great roundleaf bat), 2274 nucleotides long. RefSeq names its product caspase 7 (gene CASP7). Gene Ontology annotation, biological process: execution phase of apoptosis; proteolysis; positive regulation of neuron apoptotic process. Gene Ontology annotation, molecular function: cysteine-type endopeptidase activity. Lineage: Eukaryota; Metazoa; Chordata; Mammalia; Chiroptera; Hipposideridae. The transcript is spliced from 7 exons. The record is from RefSeq and is a predicted model, not a curated record. Gene Ontology annotation, cellular component: cytoplasm. Bases 39 to 944 code for a protein of 301 amino acids.
AGNGCUGCAAGCUCUGCCUGCCAGGCCGCGUGGGAACGAUGGCAGACGAUCAAGGCUGUGUUGAGAAUCAGGGAGCUGGAGAUGCAGCAAGCGAGGAUGUAGUUGAUGCUAAGCCAGACCGGUCCUCCUUUAUCUCAUUGCUCAGUAAGAAGAAAAAUGACGCUGGGAAAUCAAUCAAAGCUACCCGGAGCCGAGAGCCUGCAUAUCAGUAUAACAUGGAUUUUGAGAAGGUGGGCAAAUGCAUCAUCAUAAACAACAAGAACUUCAACAGAUCGACAGGUAUGUCCGUCCGGAAUGGAACAGACAGAGAUGCUGACGCCCUUUUCAAGUGCUUCCGAAAACUGGGUUUCGACGUGGCCGUCUAUAAUGACUGCACUUGUACCAUGAUGAAGGAUCUGCUGAAGCAAGCUUCUGAAGAGGACCACAAAAAUGCAGCCUGCUUCGCCUGUGUCUUAUUAAGCCAUGGAGAAGAAAACUUGAUUUAUGGAACAGAUGGCAUGACACCAAUAAAGGACUUGGCGGGCUAUUUUAGGGGCGAUAGAUGCAAAACCCUUUUAGAGAAACCCAAACUCUUCUUCAUUCAGGCGUGCCGUGGGGCAGACUUCGAUGACGGGAUCCAGGCCGACUCGGGGCCUAUCAACGACCCAGAUGCCAACUCCCAGUGUAAGGUCCCAGUGGAGGCCGACUUUCUCUUCGCCUACUCCACAGUUCCAGGCUAUUACUCCUGGAGGAACCCAGGAAGCGGCUCCUGGUUUGUGCAGGCCCUCAGCUCCACCCUGAACGAGCACGGGAAAAGCCUGGAGAUCUUACAGAUCCUCACCAGAGUGAACAACAGGGUGGCCAGGGACUUCGAGUCUCAGUCUGAAGACCCACGCUUCCACAAGAAGAAACAGAUCCCCUGCCUGGUCUCCAUGCUCACCAAAGAGCUCUACUUCUGCAAAUAACCAUUCCAGGGGUGCACUCCAGCUGAAAAGCAAUUGCUCGUUUGUUCAUGAGUCAGGCUUUUUUUUUUUUUUCUCUUGAAAUAUACAGAAAUUUUAAUUUUAGGAAAAUUUAUUGAUUGAAGGAAAAAGAAACUUGCUGGUGCUGUCUUAGGUUCUCUGGAUUUUCAAAGACUUUUUUUUUUUUUUUUUACAAUGGUAUCUAUUUGAUGAUGUUGUAAUUUCCUCUGAAGAUUAUUUUCUGGUUGUAUUUUUUUUGGUGUUGUCGCACUUAAUACAUACAACAAAAAUGACCUCCGCAGAUGACUCUCGGCUGUGUCCAGUGUGCUUGGUAAAUCGUCACAUUCCUAUUUGUACCUGGCAAAGAGAGUUGCAGUGCUUGCCAAAACACAGCCGAGGGGCUGUGCAGUCCCCUGUAUCGCAGAAAGUGGGUAUUGAGUGUGAUUUGAGUGAUUUUUCAGUGGCUUAGGGCAGAUUCUCGAGCAGAAAUUCCCAGAGAAGUUAGAGAGGAAAAUAAUGUAAUGAUUCUAAUAAGUACCAGUCAGGAAAACAGAAACCAUUCUAGGUGUUUCAGUAGAGGGAAUUUGCUAGAGGAAAUUGACUUAUGUAGAUGAUAAAAGAGAAGCCAAAUAAAAGGAAGCUGUUACCACUGAGGGCUGUGAGGAGGUGUGGUUCCCUGAGACCUGAAGCUAGGGUCAUCCACAGGAGCGGGAACCUCGCCUGGAGAGAGCUAGGCCCACCAAGGAGUUAUAGAAAAUGGAGCCAUGGCAGGGACCAAGCCACUGCCUGAGAUGGGACAACACCAGAUAUCUGAGUCAGACGUGGAGAAAUAUCCUGUCUUCACUUCUGCCUUUGAGUCUUUCUCCAGCACCUUACCCUUCCAGCCCCACCUGGAAUCCAGCUAACAAGGGCCCUGGGAAGUGUAAGAGCAAAGAAAGAGAUAGUGAGGCAGGGGAGGAACAAGAAGUGGAUAUAAGACUGCCCAUAAUGUGAAUAGACGUCAUCACAUUCCAUGAUGUUCAACAAUCCCUCCAUUCAAUCAUUUAUUCAUUCACUUCUCAGAUAAUCUACGUACGAGUAUUGCCUGCCAUGUGCAAAAUAAUCUGUUUUAGUUUUUAAGAUAUACCUGGAACUUUUUAAAUUAUUCCAAGCCUUAUCCUCAGUAAAUUUUGUGUUACCUCUACUUCUGUAAAUUAGGGAAAGUUUAUGGAAAGAUUUUUGCUUUCAAAGUCAUGUUACCUUUUUAAUUCUUGGUAAAUUACUAUGCUAUUCUCCGAAUAACUGGUUAGCAAACAAAUGUGUAUAUUUAUUGAUUAAAAUGUGGUUCUUAAUU